Messenger RNA from Plasmodium relictum, 198 nucleotides. Its product is annotated as Plasmodium exported protein, unknown function. NCBI's taxonomy places the organism in Eukaryota, Apicomplexa, Aconoidasida, Haemosporida, Plasmodiidae. The annotation marks the transcript as partial. The transcript has a single exon. The record is from RefSeq and is a predicted model, not a curated record.
AUGAAUAUGAUAACAAAUAUUAUCUUAAAUAUUACUAAAAAACCUAAGCAUUACUCCCAUAUAGAUGAUUCUUUUAUUGCUUCUGAUACUUCAUGUUUAAAAGUAUAUUCUACAAGAGAGAAGAUAAAUAAAUUUUUUUUUCCUAUUAAAUUUUUUUUAUUUAUUUUUUUAAUUUGGAUAUUACAAUGUUCCAAUAAC